AUGAAGGACUUGGGUCCUUUACAGUAUUUUUUAGGUCUUGAGGUGCGUUCCACCUUAGCUGGUAUCUUCUUACACCAGCAUAAAUACAUUCACGAGUUAAUUGCUUUGGCUGGCCUUCAAGAUGGUCGUUCAGUUGAUACUCCCUUGGAGGUGAAUGUUAAAUAUCGUCAUGAUGAGGGUGAUUUUCUAUCUGAUCCUUCUUUAUAUAGACAGCUGGUAGGCAGCCUCAAUUAUCUGACUAUUACUCGGCCUGAUAUUUCUUUUGCUGUUCAACAAGUCAGUCAAUUUAUGCAAGCCCCUAGGCACCUUCAUCUCGCCGCUGUUCGUCGCAUUGUUCGCUAUUUGAAAGGCACUUCUGCUCGAGGUCUUUUCUUUCAAGUCGACUCUCCUAUUCGUCUGGUUGCAUACAGUGAUGCUGAUUGGGCUGGUUGUUCUGAUACUAGACGUUCCAUUACCGGUUGGUGCAUGUUUAUUGGUAACUCUCUCGUUUCUUGGAAAAGCAAGAAGCAAGAUCGGGUGUCUAAAUCUUCUACUGAGUCUGAGUAUCGGGCCAUGUCCUCUGCGUGUUCUGAAAUUGUUUGGCUUCGUGGAUUGUUGGGUGAACUUGGGUUUCCUCAAAUUGAGCCUACUCCGCUCCAUGCAGAUAACACUAGUGCUAUUCAAAUUGCUGCUAACCCAGUAUUUCAUGAGCAUACCAAGCACAUUGAAGUAGAUUGUCACUUUAUUCGUGAAGCAUUUGAUGCUCAUGUCAUCUCUCUUCCGCACAUCACCACUGCUCUCCAAACUGCUGAUGUGUUUACUAAGGCUCUUUCCAAACCUAGACAUCACUUUCUUGUUGAUAAAUUGAUGCUAGUUGAUCACCCAGCAUCAAUUUGA
Coffea arabica (coffee) is the source of this 876-nucleotide messenger RNA. The record is from RefSeq and is a predicted model, not a curated record. NCBI's taxonomy places the organism in Eukaryota, Viridiplantae, Streptophyta, Magnoliopsida, Gentianales, Rubiaceae.